AAUGAAAAAUAACGUUUAGCAUGAUAGUUAAUUUCGAUGAAAGGAAAGGAAGAAUAGACAAAGAAAUAGAGUAUGGUAAAGAUUGAGAGGAGUAGUAGGAGAAGUUAGACAUGGUGGGGUAAAGGAAAGUAAAGGAAGGCAAGGGAAGGCAAGGGAAGGUAAGGUAAAGGCAAGGUAAAGGCAAGGCAAUGCAGAGGCGAGUUACGGGGACGAGCAUGGCGCAAAGGCGCAUUGGCAAAGCAUGCUAAGGCAACGGGUCCAAAGUCGUCGAGUCGUGGCAAGGCUCUGCUGGCGCGUUAACCUCCCGCGUGGACGCAGUACGCUCUCGACUCUCGCGCAGGCUAGAUUGCACCAAUCCCGCUGCUCGAUUCGCCGACCACGUGCGACUCGUGCGUCUCUUUAUUUACGAACUUAAAGAAUUUUCAUUCGACAUUUAGUACUUUUCUUUUUUUCUUUUCUUUUCGCCCUUUUUUUUUUUUUUUUUUUUCUUGUAGAAUUUUAAAGAAAUUUUUUUCCAAUGUCUAUGAAGUGAGUAAUUAAAAAAGAGAAGAAAUUAAAAAAAACGAAAGCAGUGACCAGUGACGUAAACAUUUGACAGUUUUCUAUUUUCCGUCUGUUUUUAUUUUCGUGAUUAAAAAAAAAAAAAAAAAAAAAAAAAAAAAAAGAAAAAAAAGAAAAGAAGGAAAAGAAAUAAAAAAACUGUGAGCUUUUUCCUUUAUCUUGAAUAUCACCAAAGUUAGACCCAACAAAUUCUCUAUAAGCAUCAUGUAAUAUACAAGCUAAAUCGAAAUCAGUUUCUACGGUUGAAACAUCGAGGAAGUUUAGGGAACAUCCCGUUACCACGAAAGUAAUCUAGAAAGUUCCUAUUCCCACGGAUCGAAAGAGAGAGAGAGAGAGAGAGAGAGAGAGAGGGAGGGAGAAAGAAAGAAAGAGAGAGAAACAAGCGAGGAAAUCGAAAAUCGAUCUGCGGCUUGUAUAAUGUUCUCGUGGGCGAGAACGAUCGGGAGAUUCGAAGAAGAAGAAGAAGAAGAAGAAGAAGGAGAAGAAGGAGAAGAAGAAGAAGAAACUUAGGUGGAGUCGUUCCGGUUUCAGGUGGCGACCAACGAUGAAAUCGAAGGUACAUCGAAUGGAUUCGAAAUGGUCACGCCAGCUUGCGUCUGGGAGCGUGAUCCUAAGGAACCAGAACGGAAAGAGAUGAAAGACCAUUGUCCUUUCUCAAGGGAUCGGACAUUCGCACGACACCUGAAGCAUAAAAAACAUUUGAAAAACUUGUGAGUUCGAGAAGAGAAAGAGAGAGAUAGAGAGAGAGAGAGAGAGGGAGGGAGAGAAAGAGAGAGAGAGAGGAAAUAGAGAGAAGCAAUAUUUUUUCGAGUAUUACAUUUAAUUGAGGUUUAUUAGAUUAUCAAAAAUUUAAUUUAAAAAUCUGUGAAGAAGUCUAAUGAAAAGUACAUCUCAAAGAUGACCAUAAAAGGUCACCGUUAGUUACAAAGGCGAAAGAGAGAGAGUCGCGUGGGAGGUUGAGUCUUAAACGAGAUCCUUUUUACGAGCGGCCAAGAAGACAGAUUCUUCGUGCUUGUUCUCAUACACGAAAGAGAAAGAAAGAGAGAGAGAGAGAGAGAGAGAGAGAGAGAGAGAGAAAGAGAGACGAAAGUACGAGCGACUCGUUUAGGCGAGUAAGAUCAGCCGUCUUUUCUCGUUACCACUCUAACCAGGUGUCCUGCGACCCUCCGUGCACGAAAAAGGAUCAAUGUAUUCCAAGAAGAAACCGAGGUCGCAAGUCUAAAAAAGCUGUGAGCCUAGUGCGGAUCGAGGGGUGUUUAGGAGGUGACGUUCAUUCGCAUCGUCACCUUCGUUAACUUUGAAAUAUUCCAAAGAAGUGCAAGCUACGUGACGGAGUCUUGUUCCAAGUUCUUGGAGUCUUUGUUCAGGUUCUUCGAGACCUAAUAGAAAGUGAAUUGGAAGUGUAUAAGUACUUUAUUUCUAAAUCGAGUCACGUGCAUCGACCUUGUGAUUAAACUCUAAGCUGUCAAACGUGAUCGAUCGUUUAGUAAAUUGAUCAUUGAUCCGAGCAUACCAAUAACAAAGCUUGAUCUAUGAUCGAGAGACUUUUAAUAAACAUUUUAAUUCUUUAUCAUAUCGGUUUUGCCAAAUGAGGAAGAGAUCGAUAGAUGAAACGAAAAUAUUCGAAAUAUUGACGAUCGACUAUCGGACGGACGAGUCUAGGAAGAUAAGAAAAGAGGGGGAAAAUAAGAAGAUGCUGGUUGCCUGUACGAAGAGAGCGUGCAGAGCUGGCCUGGUCGCAGUGUUGGUCACCGCACUAUGCGUCCUCACUCUUCUCGAUUCGCCGCCACGACUCCCGGAUCCUCCGGCCGAUCCUCCUCCCACGCCUGGCGAACCACCAGGUACAAGAAGCAUCGUAGCAUAUUCGUGGGCGCGAAGAUUGGCACUCGAUUACAGGCCUUCGAAGGAGUGCGAUGGUGCUAAUGGAACGAACGGAAUGACAUCAGAAAUGGCGUUGGAAACGACGUCGGACGCGUUCGAGUUAACCGCUAUAAGGUGGCUCGAGACGAUCCCUCGACGGCUCUUUCUCUAUAGCGGCCACUUGGAUCUUCGAGUGGCCGGUUAUCCAAGUCUCCGAGUGAUUGCCGUCAAGCAUGGACCUCUACCGACCUCUUCGCUCUUCUGCACCGUUUGGUACGAGGAGGAACAAGGAAGGAUACGAAGUUACAGCAUGGAGGCUCUAGUUUCGCCUAUAUGGUUAGAAGAGUGGGGAGGAGAGACAGACAGUUACACGGGAAUUCUAGUAUCCUGUCAGUUACCGUCGUUAGAAGGAUACACGGCGUAUCCUUCGCGAGUAUACGUCGGUGCUACGUCCUGCUACGAAAAUCCUAGUCAUAGUUUAGCCAUAUUUAGAGACAACGAGACGCAUAAUGAUUAUAGCUCGAAUAAUUCCAAAAGAUUCACACUUUGUAUCAAGGGACUCGAUUUCGACGAAGAUAUAUCAGAGAAAUUAGUGGCGUUCGUCGAAUUACAUAGGAUAUUAGGUGCCGGACUCUUUUAUUUCUACGUUUUCGAUGUUCACGAAAACGUGCUGAAGGUAUUGAGAUUAUACGAAAGAUCAAAUGUAGUUCGAUGGUUCGAUUUAACCCUGCCGGGUGAUUUACCGAAGGAUAAAAAUGAUAGAAGAGAAUUUUUCAACAAUGAUAUCUGGACAAAGAGAAGAAUGGAACUGAUACCUUACAAUCACUGUUUCUACGAAAAUCUACUUCGAUCGGAAUUUGUAGUACCGAUUGACGUGGAUGAGGCAAUCGUACCGGUAAAGAGAAAAAGCUGGCACGGUCUGAUCUUCGACGAGCGUAGGAAACUCGGUGAAACUUUCGAAGAGUUUGCCUCUUAUUCCGUACGGAACGCUUACUUUUUCCGAGAGUUGCAGAACAAGAGCAAAUCCGAUAGUUUCGUCGAGAAUCCAGAUUAUCUGGACACUGUUAGGACCUCUAACAUAUCUCCUGAAGGUGACUCGGUCAAGAGUUUCAUUUCAACUAGGCGAGCUUUAACCGUGCACAAUCAUUAUGCUUUAACAACGUUGAAUCCAACAACGAGAAGAGCUCAUCAUCUGAAUCCUAAUGAUGCCUUAAAGCAUCAUCAUCGAGCCUGUGACAGCAGAUAUCUCGAUUGCGAUCUUCUUAUGGAAGACGUUCGCAUUGACGUCUCUGCUCUGCGUUAUGCGAAUGAGCUCAAGGCUAGAAUGAAAGUCACUUUGAACGACUUGAAUAGCAUCGAUAAUAAAUAAAUUCGUCGCGGUGAUAAACUCAACGAUGAUGAUUCCUUUCUUAUGAAUCUGUGAUACUUCAUUGCUUAUCCCUUUGAAACAUAAGCAUAGAGAAGAGAGAGAAAGAGAGAUGGAAAGAUAUAUAUAUCUAACAUCGAUCAUACUUCAUAUAUAUGAUCGACGUUCUCAAUAAUCUUCUUCUCUUUUGCCAAUCAUUCUUCUCCUUUUUCUCCUUCCAAGUGUUUUAAUAGCAAAGAAAUAGUACUUAAAUUAGUUCACUGGCG
Vespa crabro (European hornet) is the source of this 4053-nucleotide messenger RNA. RefSeq lists its product as uncharacterized. NCBI's taxonomy places the organism in Eukaryota, Metazoa, Arthropoda, Insecta, Hymenoptera, Vespidae. The transcript has 3 exons. The coding region runs from base 2150 to 3790 and encodes 546 amino acids. The record is from RefSeq and is a predicted model, not a curated record.